CGCGCAGUAAAAUCUAUUUACAAAACAAGGAUUGUUGGCGAAAAAGGAAAAGCAGAACAAUAAAACAGCAAUAACUGUCGAAGGCAGAGAAUAUAAAGGCACGUUUCUUCUUCUUGCUUCAAUAGUCUUAACGUCAGUAUGUUUCGAAGCAAAUUAUCCAUUUUGGCAGUUGCCAUCUUGUUGGUUGCCUUGUUGAUUCCUAAAGGCUUAACUACUGAUGGGCAAGAUUCUACGAGUGAUGAGCCCGUCACAGAGAGUACAACCGUGGAUGGCAAUGCAGCCGAUGGAGGCAAUGCAACAAAUAGUGCAAAAGAUGCUGGGAAUGGUAGCUCUGGUGCUUCAAAUGAAAUCUGGCAGAAGUGGAACGAAACCGGUAUGGGUGAAGAAGAUCGAACAUGGCUCAUAAAAUAUUGUCCAAGGAAUUUGACAUCUAGUUUCGAAAAUUUUUGCAUCAUACAUUGUUGGUGGAACAAUUGGGAGGGUGGUUAUUGUACAAAGGAUGAUAUCUGCGUAUGUCUGUGGAAAGAUCUGAAAAUUGAUCUAAAUAGUACGGAUGAAAAAGUAUUAAAAUUAGCGGAUAAUAAAGAUAAAGAUAAAGAUUCUGUUGCUACCAACAGUACCAGCGAUCAAUCAAGUUCUGAAGAUCCUGCAAGUAGUGAUUCAAGUGAUGAGCCUGACACUACAUCUGAUAGUGAUACUACAACUGAGGAGGCAAAAAAGUAGAAGACUAAUUAUCUACCACUGGUAUUGGCCUAUGAUGCUUGCUUUCGAUAUUUUGACUUGGCUCUGGACUAUCAAGAUAUAAUGCACCUAUAUUAACACUAUCAAAUUAUAUUAAAAUGAUUGUUCAUUUCAAUCUAUAUAUAUAUUGGAUCAGUAUUUUUUUAAUCAUUUCAAUUUUAUGAUUUAUUGAAUGUAUAAAUGUUUUAUCAAUAUAUUAGUAUUUUUUGCAAUGGAA
Harmonia axyridis is the source of this 958-nucleotide messenger RNA. RefSeq lists its product as uncharacterized. Bases 139 to 723 code for a protein of 194 amino acids. Gene Ontology annotation, biological process: defense response. The transcript is spliced from 4 exons. The record is from RefSeq and is a predicted model, not a curated record. Lineage: Eukaryota; Metazoa; Arthropoda; Insecta; Coleoptera; Coccinellidae.